Messenger RNA from Neocloeon triangulifer, 2573 nucleotides. RefSeq names its product sorting nexin-27 (gene Snx27). The record is from RefSeq and is a predicted model, not a curated record. The transcript has 10 exons. Gene Ontology annotation, molecular function: phosphatidylinositol-3-phosphate binding; protein binding. Gene Ontology annotation, biological process: intracellular protein transport; signal transduction. Lineage: Eukaryota; Metazoa; Arthropoda; Insecta; Ephemeroptera; Baetidae. Gene Ontology annotation, cellular component: early endosome. Bases 89 to 1600 code for a protein of 503 amino acids.
UCGGUAUUUCGUUUUCGUACUGCUGCGACUUGAAGGUGUCCGAAGGAAAGAAAAUACGGUGGUGCAAGUCGGUGCAUGUGAAGUGAUCAUGGCCGACGCGGAGACGGACGGGGGCGGCCGAGGGCCUCGAGCGUGCGGCGGCCCCCGGGUCGUUUCAAUCUACAAAACGGAGACGGGCUUCGGGUUCAACGUGCGCGGCCAGGUGAGCGAGGGCGGACAGCUGAGGAGCAUCAACGGCGAGCUGUACGCCCCGCUGCAGCACGUCAGCGCCGUCCUGGACGGCGGCGCCGCCGAGAAGGCCGGCGUUCGCAAGGGCGACCGCAUCCUUGAAGUUAAUGGGGUGAACGUGGAGGGGGCGACCCACAAGCAGGUGGUGGACCUGAUCAAGUCUGGCGGCGACACUUUGACCCUGACCGUGAUCUCGGUGACGGCGCAGGAGGCCGAGCGGCUCGAGCCGAACGAGGACCCCGUCAACUACAACUUCAUCGACUACACGGAGAAACGCUCGCUGCCCAUCUCCAUCCCCGACUAUCACUACCUCGACCGCCGCGGCGAGAAGUUCGUCGUGUUCAACAUUUAUAUGGCGGGGAGGCACUUGUGCUCGCGCCGGUACCGAGAGUUCUCGCAGCUCCAUGAAAACCUCAAGAAAGACUUUGUUGGAUUCUCCUACCCCAAACUCCCAGGAAAAUGGCCAUUCACGCUGAGUGAGCAGCAGUUGGACUCACGACGGAGAGGCCUGGAGCAGUAUUUAGAGAAGGUGUGUGCUGUGAGAGUGAUCGCUGAGAGCGACAUCAUGCAAGAGUUCCUGACCGACGCAGACGAGGACCAUGCAACCUUGUCUCCAAUCGACCUGAAGGUGCUGCUGCCUGACAGGGAGGUAGUCACCGUGUCUGUCAAGAAAAACGCCAACACCGACCAGGUCUACGCGGCCGUCGUGGACAAAAUCAAAAUGAGGAAAGAAGUUGCCAAAUUUUUCGGCCUCUUUGAAAUCGUCGAGUACAAUUUUGAGAGGAAGCUGCAGCCAAACGAGUUCCCUCACAAUUUGUACACUCAAAACUACAGCACGGCGACCGCCACCUGCCUGGCUGUUCGAAAGUGGCUCUUUUCAAUCAACAAAGAACUGUCCCUCUCCUUUGACGAGCAAGCAACAACCUUCAUUUUCUGGCAGGCUGUAGAUGAGGUGAACAGAGGACAUAUCAGGGCCGACGAGAGACUUUAUCAACUCAAAGCUCUUCAGGACUCUUCGAAGAAACACAAGUACCUUGAACUGGCUCGGGAGUUGCCUGGCUAUGGGGAGUUGGUUUUCCCUCACUGCGCCUGCGAUUCGAGAAAGGAGGGCCACGUUGUGGCAGCCGUUUCCACCAACUGCUUUAAGUUGCACGCCUGCAAGGAGGACGGCACACUUGUUGGCCAGACAGUUGAGUUUCCGUGGAGUAACAUCAAGCAGUGGGACGUGGAAGAGGAGGGCAUGGCGUUUGCUUUCCAGUAUCAAAAGCCCAACAAAAACCCGCGCUGGGUCAAAAUAUUUACCCCCUAUUUCGUUUUCAUGCAGGAUUGCUUCGACAGAAUACUCGAGGAGAGCAAGUGGCCCCAGGAAUGACCCUCGUCCCCUAACAUCAAGUAGAUCUUUGUUCCGGUAUUUACGAAUUGGAAACUAGUUCAACCCUCUGUGAUAAGAAGAGAAAACACUUGAGUGUAAACGCAGAAGACGAGACCUUCGGUGAAAUUAAAACUAGAUUCGGAGCUAGGGAGGCCAACUAAAAAUUUAUUCGGAAAUCUCUAGUCGCGCUUCGGAAAAAAGCAAAAUUGGUUUGUUCGUUAAGAUCUGUGCAUUUUCUUUGUUGUCAAAGACUGGCUUUGUGUCACUGUAAGGCCUAUUAUCUCCCUCUCUUUUUUCUAACAUUCCUUCUUUGACAGUUUUUCUGGCUGCUUCACAGUGCAUCGAAACAUUCCUUUCUGAAAGUAUUGCAAAGUACAAUGAUUAUAUUAUUUUUUGCAUUGAAAUCGUUAUUCGAAAAACUGUGACAUUAAUUGGAAUCCAUCGAGACUUUAAUUAUUAGUGCAAUAAUUAAACUGUUAAUUAAUAUCGUGUCUGAUUGUUGAUUUCUCCAACUCUCGGAAAUUGUCAGGACUGCUUUGUCAAAAAUCAUGCAUUGCCCCUCCAACGCAGAGUUGCUGUUUAGAUUUAAAGUGAAUAUAUAUAAAACUACGUUAUAUAUCAGCAAUUAUUAUAAAAAAUAUAUAAUUAAAAGCGUGAAAGUAAAUUAUGAAUGAUAAGCAUGCAAAUUAUUGUGUAAAUUUAAAUCAAAAGUUAAAAAAUUUGAAUUUCAAGAAACCAGUUUAAUAUGAUAGUGCCAUUCAUAAUCUAUAUCUUACACAGUUAUAGAUGAAAUUCGCUGAUUUUAUAAAUAUAUCAAACAAUCUAAAAAACAGCAGCAGUUGAGUUGCAAAAGUACGCGAACAAAAGUUAUAGUUAUAUUCCUCCUGUUAAAAAACAAAUAAAACUUUCUUUAUUAUCUGUCCUAUAAUGAUAAUAUGUAAAUAAAAUAGCGAACAAAAAUUUCAAGGAAAAA